Papaver somniferum (opium poppy) is the source of this 2281-nucleotide messenger RNA. RefSeq names its product rop guanine nucleotide exchange factor 12-like. NCBI's taxonomy places the organism in Eukaryota, Viridiplantae, Streptophyta, Magnoliopsida, Ranunculales, Papaveraceae. Gene Ontology annotation, molecular function: guanyl-nucleotide exchange factor activity. The coding region runs from base 277 to 1929 and encodes 550 amino acids. The transcript has 7 exons. The record is from RefSeq and is a predicted model, not a curated record.
AUGCACCCCACGUUCAUUUGACACCAGAAUAUAACCUACAAACCGAAAUCAAUAAACAUUUUUUUCAAAACCAUUUUUUCAUAUCAAAUUCUCUCAUUUCUCAACUUUGGGUUUCUUCUUUUCUUUCUCAAAACAUCAAAUCUCCUUCUAGCAUGAGUUGUUGACAUUGUGUCGACGCGUUUCGUGUUUUCGAGCAUUACUAGUAUUGCAAGAUAAGAGUCAUUAACCAUUAUAAGAUAGUAGUACCAAUGGUUGUCAAUCUAGUUCGAACUUACGAUGGUCGUUCGAGUUCUUGAACAAGAAGAUAAUAACAUUGAAAGAUCAAGAUUGCAUUCGACGAAUAAUAACAAUAAAGCCAUGUACGAACCUAAUACAGGACGAAGAAAAUCACAUAGUUUGAUUUUGGAUAAUGUAACUGGUGGUUCUCCAGUAGAGGAGAAGGUUUCAUCAAGAAGUCAUGGAUCAAAUGUUCCGAGUUCGUUAGAGAAUCAACAAAUCGGUUCUGUAUUCAACAAGGAUAGAGGACCGAAAUCACGGUUGGGCAAUGGAGGCGGUUUACCAUUGGCAAGGGACAAAAAUUCUGAUAUUGAAAUGAUGAAAGAAAGGUUUGCAAAGUUGCUGUUAGGUGAAGAUAUGUCAGGUGGAGGAAAAGGAGUUUCUUCGGCUUUGGCGCUUUCGAACGCCAUCACUAAUCUAGCAGCGUCUGUUUUCGGUGAGCAGUCACGUUUGGAGCCCAUGUCAGUUGAAAGAAAAGCAAGGUGGAGAAAAGAAAUCGAUUGGUUGUUAUCUGUGACUGAUCAUAUCGUAGAAUUCGUCCCUUCGCAACAGAAAUCCAAAGAUGGAGUUAACAUGGAGAUUAUGACAACUUGUCAACGUACGGAUCUCCUCAUGAACAUCCCGGCCCUGCGCAAGCUGGAUGCCAUGCUCAUUGAGCAUUUAGAGAACUUCAAAGAUCAAAAUGAAUUCUAUUAUGUUUCAAAAGAUGCUAAAGAUGCUGAAAAGAGGAACGAUGACAAAUGGUGGCUACCCACUCCUAAAGUCCCACCAAAUGGACUGUCUGAUGUCUCAAGAAAAUGGCUUCAAUUUAUCAAGGAGUCUGUAAACCAAGUACUGAAAGCAGCCAUGGCCAUAAAUGCACAAGUUUUGUCAGAAAUGCAGAUACCUGAAGAUUACAUUGAAUCCCUUCCUAAGAAUGGUAGAGCAAGUCUUGGGGACUCGAUUUACCGGAGUAUAACAGACGAAUCAUUCGAUCCUGGAGAAUUCCUAUCAACUUUAGACUUAUCAUCAGAGCACAAAAUCCUUGAUCUCAAGAAUAGAAUUGAAGCAUCUAUUGUAAUUUGGAAAAGAAAAAUGACCAACAAAGAUUCCAAGUCUUCUUGGGGUUCUGCUGUUAGUUUAGAAAAGAGAGAAAUCUUUGAAGACAGAGCUGAAACAAUCUUGCUUCUUCUUAAACAUAGGUUCCCCGGCAUCCCUCAGUCGUCCCUCGACAUUAGCAAGAUCCAGUUUAACAAGGAUGUUGGACAGUCUAUUCUAGAGAGCUAUUCAAGAAUACUAGAAAGCUUGGCUUACACAGUCAUGUCGCGGACAGAAGACGUACUUUACGCCGAUUCUCUUGUGCACAACCCGUCACUGGGAGAAUCGAACAGACCUCUUGCAUUAGAUCCUCCUAGCAACGACGAAGAACCAACGCAACUAGAAACACCGGGUUCAAUGACACUAUUCGACUUCAUGGGUUGGGAUGAUUCAGCAGAAAACGAUGACAAGAGUAAGGACUCAAUGGGCGGCAAUGUAGACAACAUGUUGAAAAUUGAUGACGCCAAAGUUAAGAACAAGCUUGGUAAUGUUGUGACUAAUAACAACAAGAGGUUUUCCUAUAUAGAGAAACUUGAGAAUUUGGGUGGCCUUAGAAGUCCAACGGCUCGCCAUUAAUAGACACACACAGAUGAUGCAUAUACGAAAAAUCGAAAAGGCGGAAACAGAAAAGAGAGUGAGAGUUUAUAUUCUAAGUGUAAAUAUUCAGACCCAAAACACAAAGAGAAGCCAUUCAUAGAGGACACGUGAGAAUUUGUAUGGCUCUUGUUCUUCAUUUUUCUUCCUAAAAAUUUAUGUAACAAAAGGAAGAAUGUUUUUAAGCAUAGAGUUUGAUUUUCCAUUUGUAUUCUUAACCGAGCUUUAGAACGGCUCUAAGUAGUAGAUUUUCUAGUUAUACUGAGAUUUGUUCUUCAUUCUUCUAACUUUGUAUUGCCAUAGUCUAUUAAUUCAAUUUUCUCACUUCUCUUCA